UUGUGAUGGGACAAGGUUAAAUGGAGCGGAUUGUGUAUCCCAGACCGCUAUUGCAUUGUAAGGGCCAAAAUGCCGGAAGAGCAAGGGGUUGGAGCGACGCAAGGGGGUAGGAUUCGGCCCUUGGACGGAUAUACCUACAGAGACAGCCCGCACAUGUCCACGGUUAAGCAUUGUCAGGUUACUAUUAAAGUUGCAGCAGAAUCGUCAGCCCACCAGCAGUUUAUCUUACAUCCGAACCAUGUCCAUCCGAGAAAGACUGCUUGCAACGGUCUCCCGGUACAUUGCCGCGUACAACGAGUUCGAUCCAAGUGCCAUGAAAACCGUUCGCACAGUCAGCUGCCUUACCCAUGGAAUUGCGCCGACCUGCAAGUUUACUCAGAGUGUAGAGGAACACACGAAACAUAUGAUGUUAUCGCGGGGAGUGUUUCGAUCCGUUAAUGCCAGCAUUGUCGACGACGGCACUACGGUCGUUGAUGAGGGGUCAAGAAAGGUUGUUGUCAAGGUGAAACUCCGGUGUGAAACGAUCGUUGGGCCCUACGAGAACGAAGCAAUGUUUAUAAUGGCGAUGGAUGAGGAGGGAACCCUCGUGGAUGGGAUCUUUCAAUUCUUGGACACAGCCUGUUUUCGGCAGUUUCAGGGACGCCUCGAGGAGGCUCACGUCUCUAGGGAUUGA
Aspergillus calidoustus is the source of this 673-nucleotide messenger RNA. NCBI's taxonomy places the organism in Eukaryota, Fungi, Ascomycota, Eurotiomycetes, Eurotiales, Aspergillaceae. The record is from the annotation of a GenBank genome assembly.